This is a messenger RNA of Caenorhabditis elegans, 423 nucleotides long. The record is from the annotation of a RefSeq genome assembly. Lineage: Eukaryota; Metazoa; Nematoda; Chromadorea; Rhabditida; Rhabditidae.
AUGGUCGUAAUUGUCGUAAUUGUACUUCUUUUGACACAAUUGAAGGCGGCUAAUUCAAAUGCUCAAAAUGCUAUGAGUUCUUCUAAAGUUCAAUUGGAGGAAUUGACUAGGAAACUAUCACAGCCAUUAGAACAAUCAGUCAUCACACAUAUCUAUCGAAUUAUGUUGAUCUGCAAUUCCACGUGGCUUUCGAUGAAUCCUCCACUUUGCACAGAUUCAGAUUCAAUGGACACAUUAUCUUUCAUUUUUCCAAUAACCGAACAAUCAACUAUAGAUUGCAUGAACUCGGAUGACAUUCUUCUUGACUACACAGCGACGAUUUUUGAUGUUGAAAGAAUAUCUGGUUUCCAAUUCGGUCUUGGUGCUCUAAGCCAAAAUCAGAAUACAAUUAUUAGAAGGAAGAUAUCUACAAAACUUUGGUAA